AUGAAAAGUAAUACAAUCUUAAUCUUAUAAAGGAUCGAGAUUUAAUUUCUAAAGUGCUGCCGAGAGAGGUUUGGCUAAAGAAGACAAGUUUGUUCCAAAUUAAGUAAAUUAGAAUGAACCUGAUAUUUUUUUUCCUCAAUUUAUUCUCCCUCAUCAGUCUAAUGCUUUAAAUUGUUCAGUCUAACUAACCAGAAAAUAUAAUGGUGAAAGUUGUCCCGAACAAUAAGUGAAAGUAUUGAAUGAAUCUUAGAUGACGAAAUUUAUCUAACCACUAAGGGAUAGUAAAAUAUCAGCAGUUCAAGAUAACUAACUAAAUACUCAGCAAUCUAUUCAAUUUUAAGAACUUAGUGAUGAAAAUCUAGGAUUUUAUCACAAUUUCCUUUAUGAAUAGUCCACUGAAUAAAAUCUUGAAAAAAAAUUUUGCUUAAACUAAAGCUACUUUUCUUAGAAUUAAUUUUACUUGAAUCAUUCACCUAAAAAGCGGCAAUAUUCUUUUCAAAAAAAUUAAAAUUUAAAAACUUUAGAAUAUACAACUGAAAAGGAAGAUCCAUAUGAUGUGGAGGAACACAUGUCAUUCACACUGAAAAACAAUAAUUCAGUGCAAAAAGUAUUCAAAAAAGAUGAACAUGAAGCUUCCAAAGAUUCAAAAUAAUUUUACUAGACCACUUAAAACUCUUAAAACUAAGUUCAGUUAUAAAUCAAAACAAAUAAAUUUAAAACCUAUUUUUUGGUUGUUAGGGCAAUAUUUAGAAUGAUGAUAUUAGUGAGGUAAGAUAUAUUCAUAUAAUAUGCUUUAGACCAAAAAAGAAAUUGUGGCUAUAGAGUUAGUAAUUAUAUUUUUAACUAAGCAAAACAUUUAAAUUUAAGGAUAAAUAAGUCUAGAGCAAAAUAAAGCAAUGGACUCAGAUAUCCUUAACGAAAGUUCUUUCUGUGUUAAAAUUUUAAACACUUAAAUAAUGGAAUUUUAUUGUAAUAAUUUUAUUAAAAAUAUAGGAAGGCAAUCUCGAAGAUUUCUAAAAAGACUUAGCUAUAACUAACUUUUUAAAUUUAUGCUCUCAUCUUAUUUCCAAUCUUGAAAUCACAACGCAGUCUCAUACUUUUUUACCAGAGCUUGGAUAUUAAUCUUAUUUAGAAUAAUUUGUAGAAUAUAGACAAUCAUAUAAUAUAUUUGUAACCAAAAGAACUAACUAUCUUUAAAAUAAAUACUCUAAAAUAACACCUAAAGAAAAGGCAAUGAUAGCUACUGAAUGCGUGCUUAUGAAUACUUUUAUCCCAAAUUUAGUCUUGCUUACUGAAAACAAAAAAAUUUUCAAUUCGGAUGAUUAAAAUAUCUAAUUUUUAAUAAGAGGAUUUAUUAGCAUUCUCCAAUAAUUGUUUAUAUCAACUUUUUCAGACCUUCCAGAAGUUAAAAAGCCUAAUGCUUAAUUUUAAUAUUAGUAAAUGCAAAUAGGAAAAAAUAAAUUUGGAAUGAUUUUGGUUCCGAUUGAAACUGAUAUAGAAGAGUUUUAUAAAGGAACUUUUAAAAGCGAUUAAUUAAGAUUGAUAUUCGAAAGGAGAAGUUGGUAUUCUAAUUUAGUGAAAAAAUUUAAAAAAGUAGUACAAAAUAUAUACUAACAUAAAAUAAAUGAUAUAUGA
Paramecium octaurelia is the source of this 1635-nucleotide messenger RNA. Lineage: Eukaryota; Ciliophora; Oligohymenophorea; Peniculida; Parameciidae. The record is from the annotation of a GenBank genome assembly.